AUGUGCGGCUUGUGGGUAGCAACAAAAAGGCAAUGAAUGGAACACAUGGCAGUUCCAUUCAUGUUUACUACAUGUACACUCAACAUAUUGUGGCCCGUACUGACGCUUUCAUCUUGGAUCUUUUUUGCAGGUGGAUUCCCGACUCGCCGCGAUGGCUGAUCGCCCGCGGACGCACUCAGGACGCCAAGAAGAUCUUGCUGGAGUGUGUGGAGGUAAAUGGGACGGGCUACAACCUGCCGCACGACAUAGACCAGCAGCUUGACCUGCAGGCGCAGACCGCCAUGGAUGCUCCUCCGCUGAGUGGGUGGUGGUCAAUUUGGAAGGGAGAACGAGCGGUGCGACACAUUGUGUGUGUCCACCUGGCCUGGUCGCUGUACAUUGUGGUCUACUACGGCAUGCUACUAAAUAUUCGCUCCUUCAGUCGCGACCACCUUUAUAUUAACACCUUUUUCGCGGGCUUUAGCGAGAUGAUAGGGACUUUCUUCGGGCUCUUCCUGAUUCUUAAGACCACCCGCAAGUGGCUGUGGACGGGCAUCUUCAACAUCGUUGCAGGCUGCAUUGCCUAUUGCGGCUGGCUGGUUCCGAAGCCCAGCGUAAUUGGGCUGGAUCCAAAUGUAGCCCUGCUGAUGUGCUCGGCCAUGGUCUCCAAGAUGGCCAUUUCCACUACGCUCAGUAUACUGACAACCUGCACGGUGGAGCUGGUUUCAGAUGACAAAAAAAAGAUCACUUCCUUCUCCACAAUUUGCUGGGCCCGCUUCUGGCUGCUGGGAGCGCCCUUUAUUGGAUCCACAGUGGUCUUCGGCCAGCUCAUUCCUCAGACGGCCUUUGCCUCUCUGGCCAUUCUCGGUGGCCUGUGCACGUCCCUGAUCAGCAGUCCAAGGACACAUCCCAUCUUAAGGCCUUCCUCGCCUGCUGCACAGGGAGCCCAGAACAUGACCUCACAGUUCACCAUCAUUGACGGUUUGGACAACAAGGAUUACACGCCCACCUCGAAGACCAUCCACUCGAACAGCACCAUUUUAAAACUUAACACGCCGCAAUCGAAUCUACCUCCUCAACUGAUGCCCGGCAUUUGGACGACCAAGAUAAUCGAGGAUGGCCCACCUAUGUGAAGAGCUUUCAGAAAAGUGCAUUAACAAAUUAGCCGUGUAAUUGGGCUUGAGAUAUAGAAGCAUUUCUAUAGCCCACGAUUGAAGUCUUUAUGAUAAUAAAUUAGAUGUUAAGGUGAAGAAGCAGAUGUUCAAAGUUAAGAUAGUGCUAAAUUCACAGCUAGAGCAGCGUUCUAGUUCACUUUGGUGGUGCUGUGACUUCUAAACUAUAGUCUAUAAAAUAUACCUAUAGCCUGCUUAAUAAGUUUAGAGGUUCACUUACUGUAAGGCCACGGUUUUUAAGGGGAAGAGUCAGGAUAGUACUAGAAUUUUCGCACAUGUUAUUAGUACCUCAACUUUAUCCCUUAUCGGAGUGCUCAAUUGAGAAUGCCUCGCGCACUUGAAAACAAACGUAAAUUUCUAAGUAGGCAACCCUUAAGCUCUAUGCUGUGGAAUAGAAUAUUCGAGCAAACUAUUUUAGAUGGAUAUUUACGCUCGCCAACAAAUCCCAAACCCAUACAUAUAUUUUUCAUUGCCUUUAAUUUUAGAGCCUAGUUUCAGCGCAGCCAUAAUUAGUAGUCUUUUAAGCAAGUAAGUCAGAUGUGGAGCACACCUUGGGAAAAAGGGAAAGUCCAGUAUUAAGCAGUCACUAUUAAGCCAAAUCCUUUUAAAGGCCUGUGGUUCCACACUAAGUGAUUGUGUUGUAAACACCUGGAGAGAAUUACAUGAAAAGACAUAAGAGUAGUUACACAAUAAUUACAUAUUAUGGACACCAUUUAUAAAUAACCUUAUCCAUUAUUAAUAAUUGAUUAGCAAGAAAAUAAUAUUAGCCUACACCUUAAAUAAUUUACUUCGGUUACGUAUUAUAUUUAUCAAUUACCAAGCUAAUUCAAUACAAAUCAAUUAGUAGUUUUCAGGCUACACAAUGUAUAAAAUGUAUAAUAUUUUUAAUGUUGUAUCAUCUAGUUAAUACGCUUAGCAACAUGUUGAAUGUUAUCUGAUAUUGGUUACUACAUGAAAAGAAAUGUUAUACAUGGCAAAAGAGCAAUAUUUUUCUAAUAAAGUAU
This is a messenger RNA of Drosophila teissieri, 2155 nucleotides long. Its product is annotated as solute carrier family 22 member 4-like. The record is from RefSeq and is a predicted model, not a curated record. Bases 33 to 1112 code for a protein of 359 amino acids. Gene Ontology annotation, molecular function: transmembrane transporter activity. The transcript has a single exon. Gene Ontology annotation, cellular component: membrane. Gene Ontology annotation, biological process: transmembrane transport. Lineage: Eukaryota; Metazoa; Arthropoda; Insecta; Diptera; Drosophilidae.